GUGAUCAGCGCGCUGUGUGCCUCAUUACUGCCGCUGCAGCUCCACGUUCGAGCCUGCAACUCGGACCAAAUUAAAACCUCCCUCAGAAAAAGCCGCAUGUGGUUUCCUCCUCCUGCCUCUCAGCACUGCAAUGAAGGAAUUUCCUCGUUUGUUCUGAAGUCUCUGCGCUCACAGAAAUGAGGUCUCGGCCCGAGUUUUCCCCGCGCUAACUGCACAACAGGAAGACCGGACCGGUCGAUUCUCACCUGCAUCAUCUUCACCUUAGAAAAAAAGUCGUACUCUUUUGCCUCUCGGACAGGAGACUGACUGCUGGCUGCAAAAUGGAUAAUAAUGCUGGAAAUUCGGAAAAAUCUCACCUCAUAGACGAGAAGAAUGCCAAGACAUAUUCACUAAAACUGCAAAGCUCCUUUCCAGACUCCAAAGAACAUUAUCCAGACUUCCCUUUAAAGAAUGGAGGCAUGUCGGGCGCCAUCGAGCUGAAACGACCUGUCAGCACUCACUGCCACGGCCCCAAAGCGUCGGCAUGCGAGGAGAGCGUGGACAAGCUCCUGGCCAAGAAGAAACUCUACAUCGCUUCAGCAGUCUGCCUCGUCUUCAUGAUUGGCGAGGUCAUAGGAGGCUACCUGGCCCACAGCCUGGCCAUCAUGACUGAUGCGGCCCACCUUCUGACAGACUUUGGCAGCAUGAUGGUGAGCCUGUUCUCCUUGUGGAUCUCCUCCAGACCGCCCACCAAAACCAUGAACUUUGGUUGGCACAGAUCAGAGAUCCUCGGGGCAUUCAUCUCAGUCAUGUCCAUCUGGAUCGUUACUGGAGCUCUGGUCUAUUUGGCCAUUGAGAGGAUCGUACGUAACGACUAUGAGAUUGAUGGACACGUCAUGCUGGUCACCUCUGGCUGUGCUGUCAUCGUCAAUAUUGUCAUGGCGUACAUCCUCCACCAUUCGACCACCUUCCACGCUCACGGCAGCGGUUACCACCAGAUCGACGAGGAUGGUCAGAGCCCCGUGGUUCAUGGCCACUCGCACACCCUCCUCGGCAGUCAUGGUAACACAAGCGUCCGUGCUGCCUUCAUCCACGUGGUGGGAGACCUGCUGCAGAGCGUCGGCGUCAUGGUGGCGGCGACCAUCAUCUACUUUCGGCCCGAGUAUAAAGUAGCAGACCCCAUCUGCACGUUCCUCUUUUCUGUCUUUGUUCUCUGCACCACUGUCACCAUCCUCAGAGACGUCUUUAGGAUACUCAUGGAAGGGUCACCUAAAGGAAUCGAGUUUAACUCGGUGAAGGAGGUGCUGCUGUCGGUCAAAGCUGUGAAGUCCAUGCAUUGCCUGCACCUCUGGGCUCUGACUCUGGGUCAGGCGCUGGUUUCUGUUCACCUGGCCGUAGAGGAGGGCACUGACCAGCAGUCUGUGCUGCAGGAGGCCACUGACCUACUCCACACCAAGUUUGGUUUCUACAGCAUCACCAUCCAGGUAGAGCUCUACUCUGAAGACAUGAGCUACUGCUCCCACUGCCAGGACCCCAGUGACUGAUAAACAACCAGAGUGGACUGGACCCAGCAGGACAUGGACGACUAAGACACAUUGUCAUUCUCUCCUGGUGGUCUGGAGUCGUGAGGGAUGUAUUCACAGAGCAGCUUCCCUUCAAGGAAAGAAUUUUUUGGUUGUUUUUGCCAUUAAGUUUUAAAAGAUUUGACAGUGAAAUCAUCCUUGUGCUGAUAGUAGAGUCCUGAUACCAAAGCUCCAUGCUAACAUGGAAUAUGCCAGUUAAUUCAAAGUCCUUCAAAAAGGGGUGGCAUGCUUUUUUUCCAUCAAAAACUGAGACAAUUUCACAAGAACCAUCAGGGUGAAGCUGUCCUUGGGGUUGCUGGUGCUAGCUUGUAAGGAAAUUUUCAAGAAUAAAGGAAAGUAGGGCCCUGAAAAAAACAUAUUUUACCAAAAAUCUGACCUAUUCUAAUUAAUUUCCUCAACAAAACAAAGAUCACAUCACAAUACUAUUUAUAUAAGGACCACUAAUAUCUUAUUUCCACUAAUAUGGUGCCAGUUCUGCUCUGUUCUACCUUGGUGCCUUUUAAGAAUCAGCCCACCGGUUAACUGUAAAGUUACUGUCAGAAACUUGAGUACUUAUCAUGGAAAUAACUUUAUGUCCAUCUUUGGGGUGAGAAAUUUCGUGGUGUAGAGAUGGUGCCCACUUUUGGGCACACGUACGACUUUUUUGGUGGAAAUGCCUGUGCACAAGCUCACUGGGUUGAAAAUAGAUAUAAGUGAUCCAUAUAAAUGAUCAAUAAUAGUAAUUGUUCUUCAUCAGACACCCUAUUUUAAAUUAAGAACAGUCAUACCAGCUAAAAUUCAGAAGUUAUGAGUUAUACUUUACCGUAAAUUCUGCAUUAAAACACCUUAAAGACACAGUGACAUUAUUUAUUGAUGUCACUGUGUAUUAAGUUUUUCUUGUUUCUUUAAAAUUAAAAAAACAAUUCUGUUUUACUUGCGCCUCAGCAGUGUUUCAUUUCAGGCUUAAUGGAAGUAAACAGAAAACACUGCCAAAUAAAUGAGCACACACAGUGAUUAGGCUUAUAGCUAUUCCUACAGUAAGGUAAAUCCUUCCUUUGUGAACCUUAUAAUUAGCACAGUUUACAAAGUUAAUAUUAUGUUGCAUUACAUAAGAAGUGUUACUCGAUAAUGAGACAAUAGACAUUCAAAGAAAGUGUUUAUCGAGGUCCUGAAUUAAGAGAGGUGAAGCUUCUUUGUUCCACUGAGUUCUGUACAACCAGAAGCCUCAUUGAAACUCAAGGAGUCGCCCUCUGCUGGUCAGAAGGAAGGAUGCCCAUUUCAGACAUUUGAACAACAAAGAAAUAAAUAAAUCUGAGGAAUUAAAUAUUUUUUUCCAGCCACUUCUUGAUUAAUACAACUUUCUUGCUCAUUUUAAAUGAUAAAAUGAUUAAAAAAAAAAGCCAUUGUGAAGGGUGAUGAAUUGCAUGUUUUUAAUUUUGCAAGUAUUUUAUUUGUAGUUGUCUUAUACAAUUGAAAGGUAGUAAUUGUAGCAAAAUCCCUUCUUCUUUCAAAAAGAUGCUGAAUCACUCAAACACUUUAAUUCAAUCAACUGUGAAAUUAGUGUAAGUUAAGUUCCACGAAACAGGAACAGUCUACUCAAAGUCUUCUUCAAAUUGCUAAGAAAUAAUUAAAAACACUUUUAAAGCACCACAGGAGAUUGAUUUUGCUGACGUGAUUAAUCUGUGUAGAUGUUUGCUCAAAGUAAUUUUCAGAUUAUCUUCUGGGCUAUUAAUUAAAGGUUUCCCAUUAAUUUAUGAACAUCAGCUUUACUCUGUAACAAGAACAUAAGAUAAUACAUAAGAGGCAUAAGCUAGAUCAUCUGCUGCAGAUGUUAAUAUGGAGCACCUGAUGAAACUCUACUACAGACACAUGGAUGUCUGUUGUAUCAGCUCUACCAGACCCACUACAGUGUAGUCAUCUCUAUGCAAGGCUUGCAAGCAUAACAUAUUUUUAGUCCUAAAGUGUUAAAAAGCUCACUGAUGAUUGAUUUCUGACAUUUCUUUGUGCACAUGUUUCAAAUACCUGUAACAUGCUAUCUUAUGAGUAAGAAUAACAAUAACUCUUUAAAAAUCUUUUAAUUUUGUCUGUACUCUUGGUCACCAAAGACCACAUUGUGCUGUUACUAAAGACCACAGGGACAUCAUGAGACACAAACAGGAAAGGACAUGACAAUUAAAUUGUUAAAGAACAAUGUUCAUCCUUAAAAGGAAAUGUUGGAGGCAUGUGGCACUAAAUGUGUCACAUGCAAAAUGUGUGCAGCUCUUCAGUAAUAAACUCACAUAUAAGUUCACACUUUUGUUUUCACUUUAGAAAAUAUAUAAAGACGUAUUCAUGUUUCCACCAAACAAAGGGAAACAUGUUCCCUCUCAUGAUUGAUAGGCACUUUGACAACAAAGAGUUUCAGAAUCACGAUUAGCUUUCCAAAAUGACCUUUAAAAACAGACACGAUCAAAUCUGUGUUGCAUGUGUAGCUCAGAGCUGUUUAUAUAAUGGUGGGCAGAGUAUCGAUAUGGAUUGAGCAGAAGGAAAAUGAAUGGAAAGUGUCAGACUGAAAAAGCAUUCACCUACCUCCACUGUCAGAUCUGAGUGGACAUUUGGGUCUGAGGGCAAAAAUGAUUUAGUUCUGGAGCCGGACGAUUAGUUUCAGCUGCUGUCAUCUAUCUCAUCUCUCUCUCAUUCUUCCUGCAGACAUCCAUCUACUGUAUGUUUCUCCAUUUCCUGGGCUUUCAUCAAUCCAUCUGCUCUCCAUCCAUUCAUGUUUUGCAAGUCAUGAAGCAUCAGCUUCCUCUUACCUUUUUAUAGACUGGGCUAUGACUUUAUGCAUAUCUGACACAAAUCUGUUAUAUUUUAGUUUUGCUUUGUUUUUGACCACAGAAUAAGGCAAUGCUUAUUUUUUGUACUGGGAUCCAACCAAUCCUAAAGAACUAGGAGAAAUUCAAAAGGCAUUCCAAAUAAGAGAUUGGGCCUAGAGACCUAAACAUUUUGUUAACUUUCACCAGAAUUGUGGACAGAUUACUGAACAUAGACCAAGAAGCCCAAGAGAUUAGUCCAGGGUCCAGUUCGUUUAAAGUGACUGUCAGUCUACUACAGAGAAACACAGAAAUAUGAAGACAAGAAAAACUAUAUGAACAAAAGUACUGGGACACCUACACACCACACCUACAGGAGCUGCACCACUUGCAGCUGAUCAUAUAAUAUCUAGGAGGGAGAAAUUUUAUGAAAUACCUUGUUGCAACUGUGGAUCCUAUCACUGUACUGUGCUCAAAUUCAUUGGGCUCUCUAAAGUGACCCAUUCUUUCACAAAUGUUCACAAAGGCAGACCGCAUGGCUAGAUGCUUGAUGUGAUAAGCUUGUGGCAAUAGGACUGAAAACACCUCUAUUUAAAGAUUAAGAGGUGUGGUCCAGUACAUUUGUUCAUAUAGCGUAGUGUUCAUAUACUGUACUUUAACUAAAAACAAUCACAGAAUGAAUGCAGAGGACCAGGAUUAUCCACAGCACGCUUCACAGCGAGGUCAUUAGUUACACUGAAGAUGGCACUUAGAACCGAGCACUUAGACUUACAAUUAUAUAUAAUUACAUAAAAAAUACACAGCAUUUUAAUGGAAAAUGUCCACUAUUUUAAUGUAUCCAUUGCUUUUGGUGUCAUUUACGUGUAAAUUCACCAUAAUUUUUCUUUUUUUCUAUUAGAUCUAAUCCUCUGGGGACAAUGAAUAUGUAAAUUAAGUCUUAGAGCAACAUGAUUAUGGUGAUUAUCUAUUAAGUGCCUCCCUCCUUUGGCAUGAGAGGAAAAGCUAUUUUAUGACCAAACUGGAAAUUUUAGAGGGCAUCAUCUUGGGACUUGCUCACUGGUUGUUUCAUUCUAAAACAUUUUGAGGUGAUGGUGGAGCUGGGUAUCUUCAACAUUAUAAGAAUUCACUGUCUUAGAUCCACAAACACCCACAGCAUGUUUUAUGGAGAUUUCAGAUUUAGUUUGUAUUUUCUUUCAGGUUGAGAAAAUAGAAUUUAAAAAAAGCUAUUUUACACCCAUAAAAAAGCCAAUGAGUCCGCCAACAUGCCUGUAAUGCUUCCCAGCUGCUAUCAAGUGUUGAUGUUGACUGUUGCUUUAAAUGAAAGGACAAUUAUGCAUUGAAAUUGCCGAAUUCAUGUCCAUUCUGAUCCAAGAGCUUGCAUGGUUGUUAGCUGUUAUUCAAUAUCAUGUACAGUAAGAAGUUUCUUGUUCAACUGCCAGUCAGAAUAUGUAGACGCACCAUGUGGAGGUUCAAUCAAAGAAUAAAAUCUUCUUUAAAAUUCUAUAUUUUCACCAAUUUUUAGAGAUCCUAUAUAUUUUUUUUUCCUUUUAGAAAUUAUAAAAUGAGAAUAUAUAAAGGACCCAACACCUACAGAUUUUAGGUUAAAACAAAGUAAAUAUAAUAAAGACCAAUGCAUUUUACUGCACUGGUUUUGAUAUACAUGCAGUUCUCCUAUACAGGCUCUACUGUUACAAUCGGAGCUUUAUAAAGUUUAUUUCAUUCCAGGAAAAAAAAAUAAAAGGAAAAACAUUUCCUGUUUGUUCACUCUGAACAUCUAAUGUCUGAGAAUGCUCUGUUAUUGUGCCGUUGCCAUUUGUGACAAUUAAAAUUUGUGUAACUGUUGUAAAUAUGUCAAAUAAUGUGAUUUUGUGUGUACAUGUGUAAAUACAUCUAUCUUCCUUGUACAAAAAGUGGUUCCCAAAAAGUCCUAUAUGUCUGUGUUGUGAUGUCACAUACGAUCCACUUGUCACAUGUGUGAUGUUUGAUAUUUGAUUUUUAUGUGUGGCAACAGUUUUUGUAAAGUGAAAUAAAAGACUGCUGAUGAUGGAAAGAA
Pelmatolapia mariae (spotted tilapia) is the source of this 6383-nucleotide messenger RNA. It is a transcript of the gene slc30a2, whose product is annotated as solute carrier family 30 member 2. Gene Ontology annotation, biological process: zinc ion transmembrane transport; response to zinc ion. Gene Ontology annotation, molecular function: zinc ion transmembrane transporter activity. NCBI's taxonomy places the organism in Eukaryota, Metazoa, Chordata, Actinopteri, Cichliformes, Cichlidae. Gene Ontology annotation, cellular component: plasma membrane. The record is from RefSeq and is a predicted model, not a curated record. The transcript is spliced from 8 exons. The coding region runs from base 321 to 1523 and encodes 400 amino acids.